CUGAUUAAUGAUGCAUCAUGCAUGUGACUAUAUGGUCAUUUAUUACUUAUAUAAUGCAAUUAGUUGGGAACUUUAUGUAUAAUUAGGCGGAGGAACCCAUUUGAAGGAAAAUUAUAUCCCUGCUUUCUCUCUUUUGUUCUCUCUCUCUCUCUCUCUCCCUAGCUCUUCAACUAUCAUUCUAUCAAAAUGUCUUUCUCCCUCUCUCUCACAUACCCAUCUCCCUAAGUGGGUUAAUUUCUUGAUCUUGUGCUAAUUUCUGGACAAGAAUCAUUGAAUCCAGUGUUAAUUUGUACAAUUAAUACCAUGGAAGGCUUGAGUUUCUUCUUUGGAGUGAUGGCCAAUGUGCUCUCAGUCCUGGUGUUUCUUUCUCCCAUAGACACUUUUCGGAGAAUAACGAGGCAGCGAUCGACGGAGGAGUUUGAGAGCCUGCCAUACGUAUGUACAUUGUUAAGCGCAGCCUUGUGGACUUACUAUGGAAUCAUCAGGCCUGGAACCUACCUUGUAGCCACUGUCAAUGGCUUUGGCACUCUUGUUGAGAUUGUCUAUGUUACAUUGUUCCUCAUAUAUGCACCCCCAAAGAUGAAGGCAAAAACCGUUGUGUUUGUUGGGAUUGUUGAUGUGGGGUUUCUAGCAAUAGCAGUUUUGGUCUCUCAAUUAGCAUUGCAAGGAGAUCUACGAAUUGAUUCAAUUGGCACCAUUUGUGCUGCCGUCAGUAUUAUCAUGUAUAGCUCACCUCUUGCUGCCAUGAAAACAGUGAUCACAACCAAGAGCGUGGAGUACAUGCCAUUCUCUCUCUCGUUUUUUAUUUUCUCCAGUACAGGAAUUUGGGCACUCUACGGUUUGCUUGUCCAAGAUUAUUACGUUCUGGUUCCAAACGGGACAGGAUUUGUACUAGGAACAGCACAGCUGGUGUUAUAUGCAAUUUACAGGAAUUGUAAGCCAUCUACAACUAGUGUUGAUUCCGACAGAUUGGAAGAAGGAUGGCAACAUGAGCCUCUUCUUUCACCAUCCGAUGACAAGCUUGAAGGCUGAUUUAUCAAUGAUUGCUUAAUCGUACUGUGGAUUCACAAGCACCAGAUCACAUGACAGGCCCAUGUAGUUAAGUCACGAGCAAAAGAAACUGAAUGGGGGCCCAUGACCCAUUGUAUGACAAAACUUCAGGCCUGAAUAGUUAGACGCCCAUUGAGUGGGCCCAUGGUCCAAUGUAUUGUUGUUGUUUGACUCUCUCUAUUUUGUCUUUGUCGGUUAAGAUAUUGUUUGACUC
Messenger RNA from Tripterygium wilfordii, 1264 nucleotides. Its product is annotated as bidirectional sugar transporter SWEET17-like. The record is from RefSeq and is a predicted model, not a curated record. The transcript is spliced from 6 exons. Gene Ontology annotation, cellular component: membrane. NCBI's taxonomy places the organism in Eukaryota, Viridiplantae, Streptophyta, Magnoliopsida, Celastrales, Celastraceae. Bases 304 to 1032 code for a protein of 242 amino acids. Gene Ontology annotation, molecular function: sugar transmembrane transporter activity. Gene Ontology annotation, biological process: carbohydrate transport.